Messenger RNA from Amoebophrya sp. A120, 2091 nucleotides. The record is from the annotation of a GenBank genome assembly. Lineage: Eukaryota; Dinophyceae; Syndiniales; Amoebophryaceae.
CGUCUCUUCGCUUCGUUGUGCCUAAAAACUCGGCUCGAGCGCAACUGUUGUCAAAAUCUCGAGUGCGAGAGCAGCCAGGGGCAUCGUAAUCGCAAAUAUUCAUUCAAAUAAUCGUUUUUUCGCGGGGCUUUGAACCUUAAAAUCUGAAUGGAAAUGACGCACUUGCACGAGACACCAGUAAGUACCCAAUGUAAUUAAGUAAAGUUGCGUAUCUACGACAAUUCAGAAGAUGAAGCGAUCUCGUGAUGAGGCAUUUGCCUUUGCGCCAAAAACGCGCCCGGUACUCGAAAGCCUGGCUCCCAAGCGCCCCUUACCGCUGUCCAAAGUGGUUGCACGAGCGGACGAGCUGCUGCGUAGCUACCUGGGACACCCCACGGAUUUCAUAAUCGCCGGCUCAUACCCGGCGGCUGUUGAAAUAGACCGCGAGACCCGGACGGAGAAACAGACUCCGUACAACGACAUCGACGUCUACUACGCAGGGUCGUUUUUCGAGGACUGGCAGAAGGGCGACCCGCUGAAGCCGCGAGUUUUGGACUGCGCGAGCCACGCCGUGACCAUCGACGGCGAAGAAGUGGAGCUGAGCUUGAUACGCUACGCCCAUUGCGAUUUGGAGCAGUUGGUCGAGGCCUUCGAUAUCAAUUGCAUCCGGGUGGGUUACAAGAUCCAGCAGGACUACCAGCAUAUCGACGCCACUGUGUACAAAAUCAGGCCAGUAGUCCGGGAAACCUACCGGGCAGCAGACUUCGAGUCUUGGCUGAAGGCUAUGCGCUGUGCGGUUACGGACCCCAACGCGGCCGGCACGGAAUUGCGCAUGGUGCCGCUGGAGGACAUGCUGUACACUAACCCCUGCGCUUCGUUCAUCCGCGUGAUCAAGAAGGCCGGGCAGCUGUGUCUUCCCUACGUCCUCCCAGACCUGAAGGCGCUGGCGGCGAAGCUUCACAUGCGGAUAAUCGGCAAGGAAAAUUUUGAGAAGUUUAAGAAGCUCCCCGCAAAGGAGCAAAGGUGGAUCCGGAACCUUUUCCACAUCAAGAAGCUGCCGACUUGGGUCCCGAAUAGAAAGAGCCGGCACCUUAACAAAUGCAAAUGGGUCUGGGCCUGGAAGAUUGCGAGACUUGUCAUGUCUGUCUGGCAUGACGUUGCGCUCUGUGUUGUGUGGCCUCGGAGGCUUCUUUUGUCUGUCAUGCAAAAACGCAGUUUCUCAUGCGGAAUAGACGACACAGAGACACGAAAAAAUCUGUCAACAUGCUUGUCAGCGCAGUGCAGUGCUCUUAUUGUUCAUGCAUGAUCUUCACAACUUUCCAAACCCAGACUGCAUAUUGCAAUGCAUACACUCCCGCGAGUUUAGCAUGAUCGACCGGCUGUUUUCCAUGCGGCUGGUCACGGAAAUGAAUGCAAAGCAAUUCGGUGCGUGGCUCACGAAGGAGCGCGUGGAGAUCUGGCGGCUGGAAAGCGUAGACGCGGAUGUGCAGGCGGACUGGACGGAAAAGGAGAUCGCGAAGCUAGACACUGCUGCGGAGGGCUACGGAACGAAAAAGGCGAUGCUCGAGGACCCCGCCGGUCGAGCUGCUAAAAAUUACGAGCACGCAUACAGCGAAGCGCUGCGCAUCUGCCGGACGAAUUCCUUUGCCACCGUCCGCGAGAAGUGGCUCAGUGAGUACGCGCUCUACGCCAGCAAGGAAUUCCGAAACCAAGUGGAGCCGUUGCUGAGCGCGGAGCAGCAAGUCCGGCUGCGUGCGAUUCUGGAAGAGCGGGUGACGCGCACGGACGCUGGCGCGCAUUCGUCGCCACUGGCUGAGUUAGUGGAUGAAACGCAAGUGGGCAUUCAUACAUACUUGCUUUACAUACUGUAGUAGAUUCUCAUUCCGAUUCUCGUCGUGCUCGAUCCCGCAAUGAUAAAAAGUAACAGUCAAAUAGGAAGUGGAGUGCCAAUGUCAAGGAUAAGUGACGGAAGAAACAGAAACUAUGUGUGAGUUGUUUCGACGAGCUACAUCUCUUAUUCUUGUUUUGUCUAUAGUGAGACGUCAAAUGCUGUGCUAAUGCUCAACAAUGCUGUGCUAAUGCUCAAAAAUACUGUGUAUCGACCAUGCAAAU